GUCCUGCCUGGUGUGUAUGGCGUCUUACUGUGAGAGUCACCUGGAGACAGCAGCAGCCCUGAGUAAACAUACGCUGAUUGAACCAGUCAGCAACCCGGAGGACAGGAGAUGUAAGAAGCACGAGAAGAUCCUCGAGCUGUUCUGUAAGGAGGGAAAGUUCAUAUGUCAGAUCUGCGCAGAGGCCUGUGCACAGCAGAAAAUGGAGCAUGCAGGUGUUCAUGUCUGUCAUGGAAGCCGUCAAGAAGACCCACAAAGAGCUCAAGAGGAAUUCAAGCAAGCCUACGCACUUCCAUCAACUCAAACCUGGCCAAGCGUCCCCAUGAAUGAGGUGGAUUUCUUGGGUUAUAUACAGACGUCUUUGAUCAGUGCGAGAGAGUUCAUCGACCUUGAAAUUAGAGCACAGUCAGCCGCUGGGCUUAAAAAAGUGCAGACAUUUGCAGCGGACGUCACCACUGACCCCAACACUGCAGGGCCCUGGCUUAUCAUCUCUGAAGACGGGAAAGAGGUUCAUGGAAAACACUUCUGUCGUUGCUACACAGGGUCUAACCACAGGCAGGCAUUAGUGGGAGGUCGAGGUGAAAGAGAAAUCCAACUGGGUGCUGGGAGUCGCUUCUGGAAAUCUGAAGAACAGAUCGCACCGGCUCCGGAAAAACGGCUUGUGGAAUCCAAUCACUUUAACGCUGUCUCCUCCUUCGCAGAGGGUGGGGGUGUUUGUGGAUUACGAGGAGAGAGAGGUGUAGUUCAUCGACGUGGAGGCCCAGACUCACAUCUACACCUUCACAAAGUGCAGCUUCAAAGGCAGGAUCUACCCCAUCUUUGAUCCGUGCUUGGCGGCAGAAAAGACGGAGGCAGCUCCUCUUAGAAUCAACUUCGACUUGAAAUCAAGCAGUUA
Larimichthys crocea (large yellow croaker) is the source of this 892-nucleotide messenger RNA. RefSeq lists its product as uncharacterized. The record is from RefSeq and is a predicted model, not a curated record. The coding region runs from base 17 to 820 and encodes 267 amino acids. The transcript has 5 exons. NCBI's taxonomy places the organism in Eukaryota, Metazoa, Chordata, Actinopteri, Sciaenidae.